UCCAACGCUGUCUUCAAUUACUUUGAUACUAUUUCAUAAACCCUCGCCGGACCUUAAACCCUCCGAUUACCUUUGUCCUAAAAUCCUCUCUCUUGCUAUGGCAGCGACUCCUACAAUUGAGUAUGUCAAUCACAUUGAGUCUUACGUUAGCUCUUCCAGCUCUCCUGCACAGCAGGCGGCAAGCAUUGAUGCAAUUGCUCUUCUUCUAAAAAAUGACUUGUUAACUUUAGAAGUCUUGGUUAGAGAAAUGGAGAUGUAUUUGACCACUACAGAUAAUAUCAUUCGUUCAAGAGGUAUCCUCUUACUUGGAGAACUAUUGAUGCGACUAAUAUUGAAGCCCUUGGGUGAUACUGCAAUAAGCAGCUUAGUGGAAUUCUUCACAGAGAGGCUGGCAGACUGGAAAGCGUUGCAUGGUGCCCUUGUUGGUUGUUUGGCUCUGCUAAGGAGGAAAAGUGAUGCUGGCAUGAUCAAUAAGAGUCAAGCAAAGGCCGUUGCGCAGUCUUAUCUACAAAACCUGCAGGUGCAGUUAUUGGGACUGCAAGACAGGAAGCUUUGUCUUCAACUAUUGGAAUGCCUAUUGGAUUGUUAUCCGGAUGCCCUUUUGUCACUGGGUGAUGAUCUUGUAUAUGGAAUCUGUGAAGCUAUUGAUGGUGAAAAGGACCCACAAUGCUUGAUGCUCGUAUUUCGUGUAGUUGAAGUUCUGGCACAAUUAUUUCCCGAAUCUUCUGGCCCAUUGGCGAAUUUUGCAGGGGAUCUGUUCGAUAUUUUGGGAUGUUACUUUCCUAUCCAUUUUACCCAUCCUAAAGGUGAUGAAAUUGAUGUAAAGAGGGAGGAACUCUCUAGAGCCCUAAUGCUGGCGUUUGCUUCCACGCCACUUUUUGAACCCUCAGCCAUUCCAUUACUUCUUGAAAAACUAUCUUCUUCUCUGCCAUCAGCAAAGGUGGAAUCUUUUAAGUACCUUAGCUACUGCACAUUGAAAUAUGGAGGAGAUAGAAUGGAAAAAUACACUGAAUCCCUUUGGUCUGCAUUAAAAGAUGCAAUAUUUACUUGCCCGCACUCCAUUUUGUCAGUGGAUUCCAAUACAAUAGAUGGAAUAGGUUUUCAUGAGAGUGAAAUUAUGGCGCAGGCCCUUGAACUUCUUCAGGUGCUUGUUCGGCAGCAUAAUGCGUCAUUCUUAAAUUUGAUUCUGGGUGAUGGGGACAUAAGCACAUUUGUAAAUUCCUUUUCCCAGUUUGACGAUUUCAAUAGUCUUUCUUCUGAAUACAAGCAGAGAUUACAUGCAGUUGCUCGUAUUCUUUCUGUUUGUGUUAAAUCUUCUGGGUCUUCCUGCAAUAAAGUUUUUGAAAGUUUCUUUCCUCGGUUGGUGGAUGCUUUAAGGCUCUCGGUUGAAAAUUCCCCCGAGGCUAUUCAUUCAGCUUUGGAUGCAAAAUUUAACUUCGGAGCCUUGUAUCUUUGUGUCGAACUCCUUGCUGCAUGCAGACAGCUGGUAGUCAGCUCCGAUAAAGUCGCUUCAGCUCCGGAUCUAUCGCAUGACACUUGGUGCCAGAUACUUCAUAGUUUCUCCAUAUCAUUAUGCAGUGUUUUCUUUUGUCUCAUUCGAGCAAGUUGUGCUGAAAGCACUUGGAAUGCUUAUGUUUAUGCAGCAGUUAAAGGUUUGGAGAUCUUGGCUACAUUUCCUGGAAGCUUUAUUUCAGCGUCAAAGUUCAUGUAUGAGAAAAUCCUGCUGACUUUGAUGUCAAUCAUUGAAUCUGAUUUCAACAAGACGUUUCUAUGGAAGGCAGCGUUGAAAGUUUUAGUGGAAAUCAGCUUGUUUGUCAAUAAGUAUGACGAGGAUGUAAAGGCAGCUAGCUUUAACAGUAUUGUCAUGCAAAAGAUUGUUUCUCUAAUUUCUUCGGGUGACUUAAAUAUGCCGCUAUCACUCAAGCUACAGGCCAUUUUUGACAUUGGAAUGACCAGGAAGACUUUCAUGCUUGCUGCUGCAAGCCAAUUGGAGAAGACUAUAUCUGCCAACUUAUCUGAGAUUUUUGUCCAUGGAAAUCUGCAGUUAGCUGAACUGACAGCUGUGCUUUUGGAAUGUUAUUCGAUUAAGGUACUUCCAUGGUUCCAUUGCAAUGGAGGUGCAGACGAAGUCUCUUUGAAUCUUGCAGUUAAUAUUUUUGCUAAAAUGGAAAAUAUCACAUCUUUGAGCCUAGGAGUAAAGGGAAAUGAGUUUCUGGACGCAACAAUGGCUGCAAUGAAGCAAGCUGUGGCAGGCUGUUCAGUGGAAAGCCAGGUAAAGGUUCUUCGGAAAGCUCUUGAUGUGAUGGCAACAUGCUCCUUAUUCCUAUCCAAGGAUUUGAUUCUAGGAACCAAUCGCUUUAACAAGAAAAGUCAACUUUGUCAGACUUUUGAUGGUUUGUCUUGUCGAGACGAAUGGAUUACUUCACUCUUCGCAUCAGUUGUAAUUGCGUUGCAUCCUCAAACUCGAAUACCAAAUAUAAGACUGUUAUUACAGUUGUUGACAACGACUCUCCUUGAAGGUCAUUUACCGUCAGCUCAGGCCCUGGGGUCUUUGGUUAACAAACUUCCUGUAAAUAUAUCAGAAGACUGUAGUCUCGAAGAAGUUAUUGAUAUGUUAUUCAAGAAUGAGAUGUGGUGCAACAUUAUUAUUGGGAAAGAGGGCAGUGAUGGUGGUGCUGUUAAUAUGGGUAACCCGAGAAUAAGCAGUAUGAAUAGUCAUGCUGUUAUUGGAUUAGCAUGGAUAGGGAAAGGUUUGCUUAUGCGAGGUCAUGAGAAGCUAAAAGAUGUGACUAUGACUUUCUUGAGUUACUUAGUUUCAAGUGGACAUAACGGAAAUUUGCUGCCUUUCAAGGAUCAAAUGAAAGAUGGCGCAGAGCAUGAAGUGCUUUGUCUCAGAAAAUCAGCUGCAGAUGCAUUUCAUAUUCUUAUGAGCGACUCUGAUGCUUGUUUGAACAGGAAUUAUCAUGCAAUCAUUCGCCCACUCUACAAGCAACGGUUUUUCAACAUUAUGUUGCCUAUGUUCUUAUCUGCAAUAGUAAAAUGUGACUCAUCCACUACACGGUGUUUUCUCUAUCAAGCUUUCGCACACCUGAUAUCAGAAACUCCUCUUGCUGCUAUUGUUGGUGAUGCCAAAAAGGUCCUUCCUGUACUUUUAGAUUGCUUUCUUAUGUUAAGCAAGGAUGUCUCUCAUAAGGAGAUAAUUUACAGUGUCAUAAUAGUUCUCUCCGGAAUAAUAACAGAUAAAAAUGGACAAGAAGCUAUUGUAGAAAAUGCGCCCACAGUUAUCUGCCGACUUACUGAGCUCACAUCCUAUCCCCAUAUGAUGGUGAUUCGAGAGACUGCAAUUCAGUGCCUUGCUGCCAUGUCAGAGUUGCCGUAUGCAAGGAUAUACCCCAUGAGAACACAGGUGUUGCAAGCAUUAUCCAAAGCUCUUGAUGAUACAAAGAGGGUCGUUCGUCAAGAGGCAGUGAAAUGUCGGCAAGCUUGGGCUUCAAUUGCAUCAAGGAGUUUGCACUUCUGAAAGCAUGCAGAAGACUUCCUUGAAAACCCGGUUGGGAUCGUAUAGCCAAGCAGGCUUCAGACUACAUUCAUGUGUUGCAUCCUUGCAGAUGGUACACCCUCUUGCUUCUGCUUGUACAGCAGCUUCUUGCUUCUGCUUGUAUAGCAGCUUACUUAUAGGUCCACAGUCUUGAUGUAAUAACUUCGGGGGGGG
Molecule: messenger RNA, 3712 nt
Organism: Nicotiana attenuata
Lineage: Eukaryota; Viridiplantae; Streptophyta; Magnoliopsida; Solanales; Solanaceae
Product: MMS19 nucleotide excision repair protein homolog
Exons: 21
Coding region: 98-3520 (1140 amino acids)
Biological process (GO): iron-sulfur cluster assembly
Cellular component (GO): cytosolic [4Fe-4S] assembly targeting complex
Source: RefSeq, a predicted model, not a curated record